CAACGUAGUCUGUACUUUCGAGCAUAUAGCUUACAGAAGAAGAAGUUCCUGGAGCGUGUGUGUUUGGGAGAUCGGAACAUGGAAGAUGAGGAGGUUACGGAUAGCUGGGAGGAAGCGGCGGACAACGGGGAAAUUGAAAGAAGGCUGGAGGAGAAACUGAGGAUCAGUAAAAAAGAGAAGAUGUCCAGCGGCGGUUCCAGGCAGUCGCCCUUGAAGGUGCCCAUCGUGAUCCAGGACGACUCCCUCCCGGCAGCCCCGCCUCCCCAGAUCCGCAUCCUGAAGCGGCCUUCCAGCAACGGCUCCCUGGGGUCCCCCAUGGCCCCGACCCGGCCCGUCCCGCAGGUGAAGUCCCUUGCCCAGCGGGAGGCGGAGUAUGCCGAGGCCAGGAAGCGGAUCCUUGGCAGCGCCACGCCCGACGACGCACCUCAGGACAGACCCAACGCAGACAGACCGGUGCGAGUGAGCGCCCCACCCCCCUCGGAGGAAUCUCGAUCGAACAAUCACGUGAUCCGGCAGCCAGCAGGCCCAGAUGGUACACAAGGCUUCCGUCAGCGCAGGUAGAGGCAGACAACAUCCUGCCCCGGGGAGAGAGGAGGAGAGAAGGUGCGGGUGAUGGGCUGAUAUCAAAGCGGGGUGGAAAUUUGAAACGGAUCAAAAAGAAAAAAAACGAAAGGAAAAUAUUGAUCGGAUCGGAGGGGAGGAGAUGUAUUACACGAAUGAGUACAUUUCCUCUCCUCUGUCCCCCCCGAGCCUCCUCCCACCCUGGUGUGUGUGUGAGAAAAGAUGGCGGAGGAGGGAGGGGUGCAAUCUUUUCUCCCUGUUCGUCACUGUGAUGAGGACUUUGCUUCUUCAGGACACUGCUCACUGUGAUAUCCCCUUAAAACGCCCCACACCCCCCACCCCCAAAAA
Megalops cyprinoides (Indo-Pacific tarpon) is the source of this 909-nucleotide messenger RNA. RefSeq names its product SUZ RNA binding domain containing 1 (gene szrd1). The record is from RefSeq and is a predicted model, not a curated record. Lineage: Eukaryota; Metazoa; Chordata; Actinopteri; Elopiformes; Megalopidae. Bases 79 to 561 code for a protein of 160 amino acids. The transcript is spliced from 4 exons.